This is a messenger RNA of Jatropha curcas, 2038 nucleotides long. RefSeq names its product ubiquitin-associated (UBA)/TS-N domain-containing protein (gene NUB1). Gene Ontology annotation, molecular function: protein binding. The record is from RefSeq and is a predicted model, not a curated record. NCBI's taxonomy places the organism in Eukaryota, Viridiplantae, Streptophyta, Magnoliopsida, Malpighiales, Euphorbiaceae. Gene Ontology annotation, biological process: regulation of ubiquitin-dependent protein catabolic process.
CCAAUUGAAAACGUAACCGUAGUCUUCAAGCAAAUGACGGAGUCAAAAUUUCAACCUACAAAGUUCCCUCGGAACUGUUAUCUAUAUAAACCCCUAAAUUAAUCAUCUUUGCUUUCACGCUCAACACACAAGAACUAACACUAACACAAUCUCUAACUUCAGUGUCUUUAAUGGCGAAACUAAAGAUAGCUGGGACAUGGGUUGGUGUGCUAGAGGUAGAAUUGGAGAAUUGGACGGUUCACAUGCUGAGAGAGGAGGUUGCAAAGCAAUCAAAAAUGGGUUCUGAGUCGAUCAAUUUAAUAUGCGCAGGCAAAGUCUUGAAAGAUGGCGAUGGCAAUGAAAAGCUUAGCCAAUUGGGUAUCAAAAACAACUCUAAGAUUCUCGCCAGUCGUGUCUCUAUUGAAGAGGGUAAGUCUUUGAAGCAAGAGUUGAUGGCUGACGAGGAACGCAAUCGUAGACUCGCUCGAGUCAAGGCAUCUGUUACUGCACUGUCCAAAAGACAUGCAGAUGGUUCAUUACCAAUUGAGGACUUCAAUUUAGAACUUGAAGAUCAAAGUGGGCAGAAAUUGCACUUUUCGGAGACUGAUAGACAGGCUAUAAUGAUGGGUCUGAUGCUUCAUGCAAAUGGAAAGGGACUAAUCAAAAGGCAAAAGUUUAAAGAUGCUCUAGAAGUGCUCACCAUGGGAGAGGAAUCUUUUUCUCUUUGCAAUCCCAAGUCCAUCGAGCUCGUUGACAAUAUUCCAAUACUGCAAAUAGACAUGGUCUGGUGCUAUUUCAUGCUCCGUGACAUUGCCUGGCUCUCAGUAGCAGGAGUACGCCUUGAAAAGGCUAGAGAAGGACUUGAACGUGCUCAUGGAAAGGACUCCUCCCGUUUUAGACUCCUCCAAGCAGGCCGCUCGUCAGAGCUUGCGCUGUAUUUGAGACUGGAGCUGUUGGAAGGAGUGGUGGCAUAUCAUAAUGGCCAAUUUGAUAAAUGUAGGAGGUUUUUGACCUCUGCACAAGCAAAAUUCUUCCAGUUACAAGUGCAAGACGAAGCCUUAUCAAUUGUUAUGAGCAUGGGCUUUAAGGAACAAGAUGCAAAGAGGGCAUUGAGGAUGAGCAAUCAGCAUGUUGAGAGUGCUAUUAAUUUUCUUGUCGAAGAGAAGGAAAAGAAAGCAAAGAAACGGGAGGACGACAUUCGUCGAAGAAUGGAGAUUAUGGAGCAACAACGCUAUGGAGUAACACCCUUAAAGAAGGCCGUCGAUCUCCAGAGAUUGAAAGAGUUGGUCUCUAUAGGGUUUGAAAAGGAGCUUGCUGCUGAAGCUUUACGAAGAAAUGAGAAUGACACUCAGAAGGCAUUGGAUGACCUAACAAAUCCAGUGACCAAUACUACCAUCCAGCAGCGUGAUAUAGAAACAAGGAAAAGAAAAAGACAACAAAAAAGAGAAGAGAGUAGAGUUGAACGGCUUAUAUCCAUGGGUUUUGAAAGAUCAAGAGUGGUUGAAGCUGUUCAAGCCUGUGGCUCUAUGGAUCAAGCAAUGCAACAGUUGCUCGCACAAUCGAAUCCUAACCCCACAAAUGCUCCUGAUAGCACUCCUGGGUUACCUACUAAUAAUGCCUUGGAGGGUUUGAGUCAAGAUGAUAGUGAUAAUGAUGUUGCAGGCCCAUCAGCCAGCGAAAUUGAACAGAGGGAUGUGGAAAUGGAGGAUGAAAUUGCAGAUGAAAUAGCAAGAGCAGAUGCCUUAUCUGAUUAUGACAUUGAAGUAGCAAAAGAAGGUGAAGCCAUAAACGAGUAUUUAGCAUUGUUGGAUUCCAUGGGCAGCAGCAAGAAAGCUUCAUCUUCACAGUAAGAAGAAAACAUGUUAAACCAAUAAUGCAAAGUUUAUUUCUAUGAAUAGAUAUGUCAAUAACUUAUUUAGCUUAUGUUGAUGAGAUGGAAGGAUGCUUCAGAAAUCUGAGAAUUGAAAGUGAAAGUAAUCUAUGUAACAACUUUCUACUGACCAACGAUGCAGAAAAAAGGGCUGGUAAUAGAUCAUGUGUUAACCUUUCUUAUUUUCAA